This is a messenger RNA of Ectocarpus sp. CCAP 1310/34, 2167 nucleotides long. Lineage: Eukaryota; Phaeophyceae; Ectocarpales; Ectocarpaceae. The record is from the annotation of a GenBank genome assembly.
CAGAGACAGAAACGACAGCACAGACAGCAUCGACCGGAGUGCGGUGGUGGCACGUGUGCACAGACACACACAGGGUGGUGCCUGUCCCGUCGACAUGCUUGCUUUGCGGAAGACCCAAAAAGAGUUGAUCGGAGAUUGUGCGAAAAAGUCCGCCUGGAAGGUUUCCGAGGGAAAAGAGUUCAGGCACCGAGAGAGGAAAAUCCGCGUGGAGAAGCGUGGAGAGAUAUCGUGGAGAAGGGAAACAUAAGAGGUAGCAGUGAAGGGGCUGGUAGAGGUGAGAGCUUGUUGAAGUCAGUUUGGAUCCAUUGCGGCGACGAUCCACUGAUCGUAGAUCGUACAAGCCGGAUCCGCCGCAAAUUGCCCACAGCGGAGGACGCAGCAGCAGCAGCAGCAGCAGCGGCAGAGGCAGCCGCACGUACCGACGAGAGGGCAACAUCGGAACACGUGUGCGCGACACACACACGUGGUCUCGGAGAAAAGUUUUCGAGAGAUCCAAACAAAAGCUCGAUCGGAGAUCCUGCAGCCUCGCUUCUGUUUCGAGACACGCGUGCUGGGAGCACACACACACGUGGAGGCCCGAACGGAACUGUGCUCACGACCCCGUGAUCGAUCGGAGAUUGAGCAAGGCGGUCGCUAGGUCCAGCAGCAGCAGACGGAGCCGAGGUACAGAGAGCAGGAUUGGGUGCAAAGAGUUUCUAGAAGAUCUCUGAAACCUGAACAGAAGAUUGACAGACGUCAAAGGAAUGGCAGAUCAUUACUGAGUAGAAACCUUUGAACGUACGUCGGCGGCAUGCACAUGUUCCGCGCCGAGUUGUUUUCGUUGACUGUUUUGGCGUCUUCCUUAGGAGUGCGACGAGAAAGGACCCUGGCUCUUGCGGUUGAAGGUGGCGGGGAAGUAGGAACAGGGGGUGGCAGUGUCGGGGGUCUGGGGGAACAUGGGCUUGAAUGGGGGUUGCCUCAGAAAGAGCAAGACGGCGGGUGUUUCUCUCUUGGUGUGACCGGUGGCAGUAUCGAUCAGCAAUGCCGCAAAGACGUUUGUGCGCCGAAAUAUGGGUGCGACAGCUUUAACCUAACCACUUCGGUGGAAAGCGGAUUUCUGUUCGAUACGGUGUCGGGAGUGCUAAGGGGGGAGGGCUUGGCCCUUGUGGUUGCAGGUGGUGGUGGGGGUGGUAGUGUCGGGGGUCUAGGGGAACAUGGGCUUGAAUGGGGGUUGCCUCAGAAAGAGCAAGACGGCGGAUGUUUCUCUCUUCGUGUGACCGGUGGCAAUAUCGAUCAGCAAUGCCGCACAGACUUUUGCGCGCCGAAAUAUGCGUGCGACAGCUUUAACCUAACCACUUCGGUGGAAAGCGGAUUUCUGUUCGAUACCGUGUCGGGAGUGCUGAGGGGGGAGGGCUUGGCCCUUGUGGUUGAAGCUGGCGAGGAAAUUGGAACAGGGGGUGGCAGUGUCGGGGGUCUGGGGGAACAUGGGCUUGAAUGGGGGUUGCCUUAGAAAGAGCAAGACGGCGGAUGUUUCUCUCUUCGUGUGACCGGUGGCAGUAUCGAUCAGCAAUGCCGCAAAGACGUUUGUGCGCCGAAAUAUGGGUGCGACAGCUUUAACCUAACCACUUCGGUGGAAAGCGGAUUUCUGUUCGAUACGGUGUCGGGAGUGCUGAGGGGGGAGGGCUUGGCCCUUGUGGUUGAAGCUGGCGAGGAAAUUGGAACAGGGGGUGGCAGUGUCGGGGGUCUGGGGGAACAUGGGCUUGAAUGGGGGUUGCCUUAGAAAGAGCAAGACGGCGGAUGUUUCUCUCUUCGUGUGACCGGUGGCAAUAUCGAUCAGCAAUGCCGCACAGACUUUUGCGCGCCGAAAUAUGCGUGCGACAGCUUUAACUUAACCACUUCGGUGGAAAGCGGAUUUCUGUUCAAUACGGUGUCAGGGGUACCAGGGAAGACGGGGCCGAGUUUUGUUUGCUUUCGGGUGGAUGAGGUUGCGGUUUUGUUCGUUUUUCUCCGUCUAAGGUUCGUGCCUAGAGUUCAGCUGUAGUGUUUCGACCAAAGUUUUGUUGACUUAGAGGCAAACAUUCCUAGCUAUUGGGCAUCGAUUUAAUUUGGCUUGGCAUGACGGCCUUUACGAUCGACUUUUUAUGUAUGUCUGCAUUUAUCUGCAAUUGUCGGAGGGCAAACAAAAUAA